AUUUACUUGCUGUUUAUGGAAUACACUUUUCCUCUCUGCUGAUAAAUCCUCUGCGGCCAGUCCCGCCACCAGACUUCUGCACGCGCCACAGCUGAAUGAAAUUCGUGGCAACAUGAGAGAAAGCAAACGGCGUGCGACUCCGGCUAAACACUCCCGUCCCAGUUCUCGAAAAAAGCGUAAGCAUUUCGAUGGCGCAGAGCGACAUGAUCACGAAACUGACAGUAAGAGGCAAAAAUUAGUGUUGAGGACCGAAACCCUAACUCUUAAGCCCCACAACUUGUAUCCGAAUUCGCCAACUUCGAAUAGGUUUCGACCAAUUCACGCUUCGUCCUCUCUAAAGCGUAAUAGGAAGCAUUACCAUAGGAGAAGUUCGAGUGUUGGUGAGUGUAAUCGUAGAUGGGUCUUCUCUGGCGACGAUUUCUCUGCUUACAGAGAUAGGGUCGUUGUUGUGUCAUACAAUGUACUUGGUGUUGAAAAUGCAUUAAAGCACCAAUAUUUGUAUUCUAAAAUCCCACCUGAGUUCUUAGAGUGGGAUAGGCGGAAAGAGCUCAUACGUGAGGAGAUCAAUCAUUAUAAUGCAGGCAUCCUAUGUUUCCAGGAGGUUGAUCGUUUCAAUGAUUUAGAUUAUUUUCUUCAAGAGGAUGGCUAUAGAGGAGUUUACAAGGCCCGCACGGGUGAAGCAUAUGAUGGCUGCGCUAUGUUUUGGAAAGACACAUUAUUUACCCUUUUGCAUGAAGAAAAUAUAGAGUUCCAGAGUUUUGGCCUCCGUAACAAUGUUGCUCAACUUUGUGUUUUAGAGAUGAAUGAAAAUCAAAUGUUGUCUGCCCUGUGUGAGCAAUCAUCAAAGGCAACAGCUACCCAAAGUCGAAGAUUAGUGGUUGGCAAUGUGCAUGUUCUUUUUAACCCGAACCGUGGAGAUAUCAAGCUUGGUCAGGUUCGGCUAUUUCUUGAGAGAGCUUACAAGUUAUCACAAGAAUGGGGCAGCAUUCCUGUUAUAAUUGGUGGAGAUUUAAAUAGCCUUCCUCAGAGUGCCAUAUACCAGUUUUUGGCUUCGUCUGAGCUGGACAUCCUAGUUCAUGACCGCAGAAACAUUUCUGGACAGCUUGAAUACCGACCACAGCACAAAUAUUUCAGAUCCCAGGAUGAGAAUGUGAAGAGAAAUAGCAUGUCCAACUUAAGGCCAUUAAUGCAUGUAUGGAGCGAUGAAGAAUUAAUUCUUGCUACUGGCAGCAAAGAAGUCACUCAUCUCCGUCACCAAUUAAAGCUCUGUAGUGCAUAUCUUGGGAUUCCAGGAAGUCAUAGAUCAAGAGACAAUUAUGGAGAACCAUUAGCGACAUCAUACCACUCCAAGUUUAUGGGAACUGUGGAUUACAUUUGGCACACAGAGGAACUCAUUCCUGUCAGAGUUCUUGAAACCUUACCCGUUGAUAUUUUGAGAAGAUGUGCAGGGCUUCCUAAUGAGAAAUGGGGAAGUGAUCAUCUUGCUCUUGUAUGUGAACUAGCCUUUGCAGACAAAGAGAACAGAACCUGAGUCUUCAACCAAAUUCAAGUCCUUCGCAGGAAUGCAGACAUCAUAAACUGUUCAGCUUCUUUUUUUUAAAUUUUUGGGCAUCCAAAGUUUAUUAAUUUAAUUAUAUUUUAGAUAAUUAGCUGCUACCUUUUGUGAUAGGCUCUGCAACUCUCUAAUAAGAACCCACAGAAUUAAUGUUUAAA
Molecule: messenger RNA, 1713 nt
Organism: Manihot esculenta (cassava)
Lineage: Eukaryota; Viridiplantae; Streptophyta; Magnoliopsida; Malpighiales; Euphorbiaceae
Product: carbon catabolite repressor protein 4 homolog 5
Exons: 14
Coding region: 113-1531 (472 amino acids)
Molecular function (GO): 3'-5'-RNA exonuclease activity
Source: RefSeq, a predicted model, not a curated record